ACACCGGUUUCGACUCGUUCAGGUCGGUUUUAAAACGCGUUCCUUGCAUUAACACACCGGAAACAGACGUUUCACCGGUAGUUUAGUUUAGUUCAAAAAACUUUCUUUUACAAAGAAAGUAAUAUCACCAACGACGUCCUUUAAAUUCAAGGUGUACUGUUUACAACAACAAUAAAAACCACAUCAUCAUCUCUAAAUCUCGACCAUAACAUCGUAAAAAACCUUGAAAGUUGACGUCGUCGCUUACCUUGGAUUGUUCCUCUGGCAGUUGAAAUUUGGUAGUCGUAACGAUGACCGCAGGUGUUCUUCGCCUCCUACUCGUCUUUUCAUCAACGUUUCUAAAUUGAGCGGAGCCCCAAUAAAAAUAAAAUAAAAAAAAAUAAAGGAAUCUCAUCAUGUCCUAUCGUAAAGUGCCGAUUAUAGUAUUGAUUACUGUGCUAAUAGACUUUUUAAUCGUGAUCGCGAACGCAACUUUAGACUCGCAGUGUAAUUUAGAGAGCGUGUUUAGUUCGAAGCUGGUCAGUGUUGAAGAGAAUGCCCAAAAUUCGCGGGUGAUUCUCGGUGGAACCGAUCGACCUGUUUUGAUGGGUCCGAUUUCUGACGAUGAACCUGAUGGAGCAUUUGUUGCGGUCUUCGACUUUUUUAUGACUUAUAAAGGAUCGCAAUUUAUGGAUAAUCGAUAUUUAGAAGAUUCCGAUUUUAGGAAUUCAAGAAUAGUUAAUAUCACAUUUACUAGUCGCCCUUUGAUCGACUGUCAAAUAGCACAAGUACCAACAAAGUACAUCAUAUUCUGUGAUGUGGUGGAUAACGAGUUGGUUGCGCAUUCUGUAGUGAAAUGGGACCAUGAAACGGAUCAAAGGGUGUGGAUGGCUGUCGGUUGGACUAAGUGGUCGGAGUGGUCAACCUGUAGCGUCAGUUGUGGAAAAGGAAUCCAACAAAGAUUGCGGUAUUGUACCAUAGAGAAAUGCGAAGGGUAUAAUGUGGAACAAAGACAUUGUAAUUUAUUUGGGUGUGUCACCGUUGUGAAUCCUUUGGCGACGAAUUAUAGUAAAUUUUUCCAUCCGUCAAGAGAAAGAUGGCAACAAGUCCCAUCUCGUCCCUCAGCUUGGCGUUUAGUUCCAAAUACGUAUAUUUGGGUACCAUCAUCUCAAUUGUUUGGUAAUGGAACAAAUGGGGCUUUUCCUAAAGAAUUUACUCUUUUUAUCACAAUGAGAACACAAAAUAGCUCAACCGGCACGAUAUUCAGCUUGAGAUCGCGAAGGCGUGAGGAUUCCUAUUUGUCCCUAGAGCUAUCCGGGUCCGAUCUUAAACUUAUUCACGUCGGGUCCAACGGCACUGAGGCGGUUCGAAUUUCGACACCUUUAGAAGAUGGAAACUGGCACCAAAUUACGAUCAGUUUGCGUGAUAAUAGCGUUGUGGAUAGUUAUAUUGACUGCCUUUGGUCUACAACUGAUUAUUUAAGGGUCGAUUCGUUUGAUAUUCCGGAAGAUUCCGAUAUAAUAAUUGGAUAUCUUUUUUCUGGUGACAUUGAACAAUUAGCGAUUACUUCUGAUUUAUCGCUAUCAGAUCUUCAAUGUGAUGAUACUUGGACGCCGAUUCGCGAAGAUAGUUUGAUGUAUUUGAAAGAAAAAAAAUUGGGGAGUGCCGAAAAGCAUGGAUUAAAGAAUGAUGAAGGAUUUGAAAAAGAUUUCGAAGGACUCCCGAAUGAAAUAUGAAAUGGUAUUAGUAAUUUUUCUUUUUUUGUUACCGAGAUCUCGUCCAAAAUAAUGUGUUUUAAAAGCGCUUUAGAAGAGAAAAAUUGAAAUUAAAAAUAAUGAUAAUAAUAAAUAUAUUAUAUAUAUAUA
This is a messenger RNA of Onthophagus taurus, 1844 nucleotides long. RefSeq lists its product as uncharacterized. The record is from RefSeq and is a predicted model, not a curated record. Lineage: Eukaryota; Metazoa; Arthropoda; Insecta; Coleoptera; Scarabaeidae.